CUACUUGAGCUGGAGAAUCAAGCAGAGCUGAUCAGAGCCAAACCCAGCAAAUAUCAUGUCAGAGAAAAAUAACCAUAAGAACUCCUCUACAAAUAACAACCAGAUUCAAGACCCUUCUAGAAAUGGGCAGCGGGUCCCUAUGAGCUUCGUGGACCGAGUUGUGCAAGAUGAACAAGACGCCCAAAGCCAGAGUUCCUCCACAAUAAAUAUCCUCCUUACCCUGCUCAAUUGCCUUGCUGACUACAUCAUGCAGCAGGUAGGCUUGGAGGCCAUCAACAAUGGCAGGAUGCGCAACACUUCACAAGAUGGGGAGAGAGAAGUGGACAACCACCACGAGCCCGACCGCGCUGAGAGUGAUGGAACCCGCUUUGCGUUUGAUGAGAUGCCCAAAUCCAAAAAGAAUGACUGAAGACUGGGUCCCAGAGCCUUGAGGGGAUCCUCACAGGCUUAGCCAGGGCAAAAAUGUGUCACAGCUGAGGAAUAUCUGCUGUUGUCAUCAAGAAGUGCUACUAAAGGAUGUAAAU
This is a messenger RNA of Piliocolobus tephrosceles (Ugandan red Colobus), 524 nucleotides long. It is a transcript of the gene H2AP, whose product is annotated as H2A.P histone. NCBI's taxonomy places the organism in Eukaryota, Metazoa, Chordata, Mammalia, Primates, Cercopithecidae. The coding region runs from base 56 to 409 and encodes 117 amino acids. The record is from RefSeq and is a predicted model, not a curated record. Gene Ontology annotation, molecular function: protein heterodimerization activity. The transcript has a single exon.